GCCCAUUGUUUCUUUUUCCUUUCAUUAACAUUUCUUUUUCCAAGGAGGGAAAGAGACACACAAGAGACCGAAAGCUGUACUGCAAGGCUUCCGAGUUGUGCUAAAGGAUUUUUUUCUUUUUUUUUUCCCUCCUCCUUCGUCUUUACAAGCGCCUGCGGUUGACACCACUAGAGACAAGCUGGUUAGAGAUUUGCAAACUGCUUCAUCCGGACUGGACCGGGCAGCCGGGAAGAAAGCAGGCAGGCAAGAUCUGGGAAGCUGUCUGGGGGUUUCUCUACGGACCUCAACCCCCAUCGGUUUUUUUCUUUUUUUCUUUUCUUUUGGUUCUUUUGUUUUGAUUUGCUUUGGUUUUUUGGUUGUUUUAAAUUCCUUACGGUGUUGGAACUAGUGAGUGGUGGAGUCUUGGAAGCCUCAUCAGUCACCCAGACUGCCUGGAACAGUGGAUUAAGAGGAAGAAGCUCGCCUGGGGCAUCAUAUACCCUGUUAUUCAGUUUCCUGCCUCGGAGAUAAAGAUCCCAGCUACAUGGGCAAACGCCUGGAUCAGCCACAAAUGUACCCCCAGUACACGUACUACUGUCCUCAGUACCUCCAAACCAAGCAGUCCUAUGCACCAGCUCCCCACCCUAUGGCUCCUCCCAGCCCCAGCACAAACAGCAGCAGCAACAGCAGUGGAGAACAGUUGAGUAAAACGAACCUGUAUAUUCGAGGCCUUCCACCAGGCACCACUGACCAGGACCUUAUCAAGCUAUGUCAACCGUAUGGAAAAAUUGUAUCCACGAAGGCAAUUCUUGACAAGAAUACGAAUCAGUGCAAAGGUUAUGGUUUUGUAGAUUUUGAUAGUCCUGCAGCUGCACAGAAAGCAGUAGCAUCCUUGAAGGCAAAUGGCGUGCAAGCACAGAUGGCCAAGCAACAAGAACAAGACCCUACAAAUCUAUACAUCUCAAAUCUCCCCAUCUCUAUGGAUGAGCAGGAGCUGGAGAACAUGCUAAAGCCCUUUGGACAUGUGAUAUCUACCAGAAUCCUGAGAGAUGCUAACGGAGUCAGCAGGGGCGUUGGCUUUGCCAGAAUGGAGUCUACUGAAAAAUGUGAAGUGGUAAUUCAACAUUUUAAUGGAAAAUAUCUGAAAACACCACCAGGAAUCCCAGCCCCCAGUGAGCCUUUACUGUGCAAAUUCGCCGAUGGAGGACAAAAGAAGAGGCAGAAUCAGAGCAAGUACACCCAGAAUGGGAGGCCAUGGCCCCGAGAAGGAGAGGCCGGCAUGGCUCUGACCUAUGAUCCCACAGCUGCCAUACAGAAUGGAUUUUAUUCUUCACCCUACAGUCUCGCGACCAACCGCAUGAUCCCACAGACAUCUAUCACGCCGUUCAUUGCUGCCUCCCCUGUCUCCACGUACCAGGUCCAGAGUACUUCAUGGACGCCUCAUCUGCCAUACAUUAUGCAACCAACAGGUGCUGUGAUCACACCCACCAUGGACCACCCCAUGUCAAUGCAGCCAACAAACAUCGUGGGCCCCCUGACGCAGCAGAUGAACCAUCUUUCACUGGGGACAGCAGGAACGAUUCAAUCCCAAGACAGAAUUAUGGUACUUCACCAGCUGUUGUGUCAGUAUAUGACUGCUGCUCCUAUGCAAGGGACCUACAUUCCCCAGUACACGCCUGUGCCUCCGACAGCUGUUUCUAUUGAAGGUGUUGUUGCUGAUACCUCUCCCCAGACGGUGGCCCCUUCAUCCCAGGACAGCAGUGGUCAGCAGCAACAGUUAGCAGUGGACACACCCAGUGAACACGCACCUGCAUACUCUUUCCAACAAUCUAAACCAUAGACAGAAGUGAGGCUGUCCAUCUGAACCUUUACCUUCAAUGAAGACACUUCACUGAGCAAGAAGUUAGUUGGCCUCCAGUUUGCACAGGCGCCAAGGGAAAGCUUUCUUCUUCUUUUAUUUUUAUUUUUUAAUUUUAUACUUUCCUCAAAGAAAACAAAGUUUUUAUGUGCUGUGCAAAUGGUUUCUUCGUGUGGUCUGACAGUUAUUUUUGUCAUACUUUUUUUUUUUAAGGGAAAACAAAUCCCAGAAAAGGGGGCGGGAGGGUAAACAUCAAAGCUGAUGUUUUCUAUGGAAGAACAUUUGAAGUCAGAAUUUGCCUAGAGGUGUAAGUAGUUUUUUUUUUGUUUGUUUGUUUGGUUUGGUUUUUGUUUUUUGUUUUAUUUUUUUUUGUUUUGUUUUUUAGUAGAAAACCUGAUGUCAAGAGGUGGGCAACUGAAAAUAUAAGGAAAUUAUUUUCCUCAGUAAUUAAGCUAUUUUUUCCUCUUUUUCCCUCCUUGAUUGAACCUACUGGGCUGGGUUUUUUUAUAUUUUAUGUUUUCUUAGAAAUAUUUAGGUAAGGUUUAUCUUGAAUCUUAAUUGCCUUAAUUUUAAGGACGUCAAGGCUCGCGAGGCAUGCUGUCAACGUCUUGUUAUAAAACGAAAUCCAGAAAGAAUUGAAGUAUUGUGCCAGCUUUCGCUGGCAUAGAAGAUGGAGACUGAGAUUUUAGGGUGGAAAAAAAACUGUACAGUUUAAAAGAAAAUGUUUUUUUCUUCAUUUGAAGAAAAUUUGUUGUUAAAAGAAACCGCAGCAACUGCAAGAAUUGGGAAAUGCUGGGACUUCUCAUGAACUUUGACACAGUCAUUCUAGAAGGCUAAAAGACAUUUUAUGGUAAAGAUAUUCACAUUGGUUUAAAAACAACUGCAUUAGAAAUAAUGCGUGUUUGGGGGGCAGAAUGCACAUUUUUUUUAAUUUACAGGGCGUGGUUGCUAGCGACAGCAUUAGUGCUUUUUAUCUGCAGUUUUUUCUAUGAGCUUUGUCAGGUGUUAGUCAGCUUUGCUUGUCACAUUUGCAAAACCUCGUGUAAGAGCACUAAAAACAAAACUUAAGUAGAUAGAAGCUUACGGUCAAAACGUGCAAAAAAAAAAUAAAAAAUAAAAACAAAAACACACACACAAAAAAGACAAAACAAAAACAAAAAAAGCAAUAGAUAGAGAAAUUGUUGACAAUUUCUGUAGUCUUUCUUAGUUGUGGUCAAUUGCAGCCUAUGGAUGGCCUAUUUUAUACCAAAGAUGAAGUGAGACCCUGUUACAGUCGGGACGGUAGACACUGCUUUUCUUUCCUUAAGGUUUUGUUUGGCCUCCAUGGCCGGACCAGUUCUAACUUCAUUUCAACUACCUUCCACUAGUGUUUUACAUAUGGCAAAAGAAAUUGUUUUUCUAGAAAUGUAUAUUUGUUGAUAGUUGAACUUUGUACCUACUGUGCUCAGCAAUUCAAGCAUGAAGAAUCUGAGAACUGAUGGAUUGAUGGAAGCAGGUGACUUUCACUCCCUGAGCUUUUCUAGCUCCUGUCUGUUUCUCUUCAACAGUGGAUGGAUGAGCGCUGAUACACCGGGUCCUUUGUUCAAGAGGUUGCAAUGUCUUCAUGCAGACUAAGGAUGCUUCCUGAACAUGUUCUGAAAGAUGUCUGAAAGACCACUUGUCAGAAAGGCUCAGUGAUGUUCUGUGCAGUGGGGCCUGGCCCCCUGAGAAGUACUCAUGCAUUGGUAACAAUCGUCUUCCUUCCAAACGCCAACAUAAACAGAUUUUGUCUUCUCCCCUUCAUUUUGUUGCUGGCCCAUCUUGAAUAGACACCUUGAUUCUGUACUUGGGAAGGGGAUGUUUUCCUUUUCCUUCUUCCCAUUGUGUUAUCAUAUCUUGAUAUUAACAGGAGAGACAACACAGAGCUUUUUAAAUUUCAGUUUAAUUCUCUGAGAUAAGUGAGACCAUUAAGAUUGAAGAUUCCUUUUAAUGCAGUAGAGGCAAGCUCUUAACAUGCUCGUUGACAAUCAAUAAAUUGUGUGCUUUUUAUCAACAAGAACUGAAAGAAUUAGGGUUGACCCAGCACUAAAACCAAAGGAGACAAUUGCACUUAGAAUAAUGCAAAACUUGGCUUAAAAUGUUCUAAAUUGAAUUAGUGAGAAAUCCUAAUAGUUCUGACUUAUUGUAUCUGGGAUCUACUUACAUAGUUUUGCUUGAAGCUAGAGACAGUGGCAUGGAACUCUGUUCAUGGAACCGUUCUUUUGAAUUGCUUUUUAAUGAAGCAUUUGAAUCAAGGAGGCAGAGUUCCUCCUUCGGGGUUGUCUGUUUGAGUACAUGGGAAAGACACAAGUACCAGAGAGGAAAGAGAGUAGGCUCUCCAAAACAAAACACGCUAUAAGGCAAGUCACAGUCCCACAACUAAGGAGUCUGCCCCAACCCAAAGGUCCACUGUCUCACUAGACCCUGAUUCUCUUCUUUGCAACCUGUGAAUUGAGUGCUCAAGUUUAGAGAGUGACUUCAUAUGUUGGCCACCAAACUAAUGACAGAACCGUAUCCACGGAGACAGCUACAAGCUGCAGAGGGAUUCUGAGCUUCACCUUCAUCCUAAGUUUUCUGUCCUUUGAAAGGAACCUGACACGUCUACAUUCUUCAGUGACACCUGUUGGAAAGGUGGACUUGAAUUUUGUCUUUGGGAAACAAACCCUCAAGUUCCAGAGGCUUUCAGAAAACUCACAUGAGACUACAGUUUCUCCUCCUUCACCCUCUCUCAAUUCUUUGUUUAAGUAAGGAUUAUCCUGGGCAUCAUUCAUUUGAAUAUGAAACCAACAUACUUUCUUGUCCUUUCUGUAAAAGUACCAAAUACAUGUAUUCAUGUGAUACAAAGAGAGUCUCAUUUGCAUAACUAACAAUGAGGCUGCAAGGUAGCUACCAUGUGGCUGUUGAAGGUGCCUAGGUUAACUUCAUGCUCUUAUACAUUCUGAAACAUUUCUUUCAACUCUGAAAUUCUCAUAAUCUCUAUCCUUUUAAGCCACCUCAGGCCAAAGGAAAUCAUUAUGUCAUUUUAUGUGUUUGUGUGUGUUUUAUGUUUGGGCUGUUUCUAUAGUGCCAUUCCAUGAAAUCCUUUAAGAAGAAAAAAAUGUGCGUAUUCAAAUUGGCUCCCUCUUUCUCUGUCAUUUUUAUCUAAGAAUUGUUUUUGAUAGUCCAGUGUAGGGGGAGAAGAAAAGGCAUUGGCAGAUAGCAGUACAACAUUGUAAUUAAAAACAAGAACCCUGCCCCCCAAAACAAAUGCACAAUGUGUGCAGCACAGACCCCACAAUCUCAAACUAGUCAGUAGUGCACAUGAUAGUUCUCAUAUGAUUUAGGACUACAGUCAUUUUUUAAAUUGAAGUAAAAUUCUAAUUCUUCAGAUUGUCAAGAUGUUUUCAUUUUUUCCCCUUUCAUUACCACAUCUUGGAUGACAAAUUAGGAAAGCAACUAAAACCAAGAUCCAAACAAGAUAAACACCAUGUCAUCUAAAUGCUACUAAUGUGUCAGGAAAGUGGGUUUCUUUGAAUAAUGACAAGACAUCCAGGGAAGCAGAGUGUGUAGUGACUGGUGGAUAUGUCUCCUAAGGACCCCCAGAUAGAACCUAAUAAUAUCAGCAGAUGCUGAAGAUUAAAAAUGUAUGCUUAGUUUUUGUUCUUUCAAAAAAAUCUUCAUUUAAUGAUUAGAAUGUU
Messenger RNA from Onychomys torridus (southern grasshopper mouse), 5532 nucleotides. It is a transcript of the gene Rbms3, whose product is annotated as RNA binding motif single stranded interacting protein 3. Gene Ontology annotation, molecular function: poly(U) RNA binding; poly(A) binding; mRNA 3'-UTR binding. Lineage: Eukaryota; Metazoa; Chordata; Mammalia; Rodentia; Cricetidae. Bases 524 to 1819 code for a protein of 431 amino acids. The record is from RefSeq and is a predicted model, not a curated record. The transcript is spliced from 15 exons. Gene Ontology annotation, cellular component: cytosol; ribonucleoprotein complex; nucleus.